UUCAUCAGCUCAGCUAGCUGCUCUCCCUCUCUCUCUACAGGAUCUUUCCUUUUACCGCAACAGUUACUCUCUCUCUCUUUCUCUACUAAAGCAGCAGCAGCAGCAGGCCAGCAGCAGCUGAGCUUCGUCGCUGAGGCCACUGGACACUCCAAGGCCAUCAAUCCAUCCUUAGGCUACUACUCCACCAUCAUCCAUCCGUCUACUCCUAUACAGUAUAGGAGCUGCCUAUAUAGUGGAGUAGCUGGUGAGAGCAUUUCAUCACACUCGCAGCAGCAGAGUAAUUAAGGAGAGAGUACCGCUGAUCGAUCCAAGACAUAUAUGUUCUUCUUCCUGUCCCAACACUAGCUAGGGAGUCACUAUCUGAAGCCUCAAGAAGAGAGAGAUAUACAGCAAGAUAUAUAGCUAGCUAGUGGUGAUCGAAGAAGAGAAGACGCCAGAGAGCAAGAGGAAAUUAAGACCGAAGAAGAUGCUGGCCUGCAUCGCGUGCGUCAAAGAAGAAGGCGGUGGCCGCGAGGACGGCGGCGGCGAUACCCCGACCUGCAGGGACCCCGUCAAGUCGCUCACCUCCCAGCUGAAGGACAUGGUUCUGAAGCUGUCCGGCACGCACCGGCAGGGCGCACACCACAGGCGCGGCGGCUCGCCGCCCCCGAGGGGACGGGCCACCUCCCUCUACCGCAGCGGCUACUACCGGCCGGGCGUGGUGCAGGACGACAUGGCGGUGCCGCCGGCGACGUACCUGGGCGGCGGCGCAUCGAGCGCGAGCUCCACCCCUGCGUGGGACCUGGCAGGCCGCGCGGAGGGCGAGGCGAGGGAGUGGGUGGCGCAGGUCGAGCCGGGCGUGCAGAUCACCUUCGUCUCCCUCCCCGGCGGCGCCGGCAACGACCUCAAACGCAUCCGUUUCAGCCGUGAGAUGUACGACAAGUUGCAAGCGCAGAAGUGGUGGGGCGAGAACAACGAGCGGAUCAUGGAGCUCUACAACGUGCGGCGCCUCAGCCGGCAGGUGCUCCCCACCGCGCCGCGCUCCGACGACGGCGAGAGGGAAUCGUUUUACUCUCAAUCCCAGGUGGGCUCGGCGAUCGGGAGCCCGUCGCCGGCUCCCCUCACUCCGGACAGCAUCAGCUGGGGCGCUUUCGCGCGGCCGGCUCCCCAGCCCGGCGGUGGCGGCGCAGCGCGGCAGCACAGCUUCCGCCCGCUGUCGCCGCCGCCGCCGUCGUCGUCCAACCCUUCCGAGCGGGCCUGGCACCAGCAGCAGCGGCAGCAGCAACGCCAGAACGGAGCAGCCGGCAAGAGCCCCGCGGCCUCCGACGCCAGCGCCGGUGACGCCGCGAGGACGACCACCGCGUCGCGGGACGACGUGUCCAUCAGCAACGCCAGCGAGCUGGAGGUGACGGAGUGGAUCAUGCAGGACCAGCCCGGCGUGUACAUCACCGUCAGGGAGCUCGCCGACGGCAGCAGGGAGCUGCGGCGCGUCCGGUUCAGCCGCGAGAGGUUUGCAGAGCUGAAUGCAAAGCUGUGGUGGGAGGAGAACAAGGAGAGGAUACAGGCUCAAUACCUUUAGAAACAAAAUUGUUUGGUAAAUCUGAGCAAAUUUCAGUUCAAGUUGGUGUUUUUAUGCAACGGCUAGGGACAUAUAAUCUGGUACAAGUGCAUAUAGAGUUUAUGUUUCAGUUUGGAGAUGGGAAGGAUAGGGGUAUUGGAGCUGGGAAAGAUAGGGGGGAAUCAGGAAAGGAAAUGUUCGUGUUUAGGGCACCUGCCCAGGUAAUUCGUGAUUUGUGUAUCAUGUUUAGACAUCCAUCAGUAUGUCUAAUCGUCAUUUUCUAAGAUGCCAAACAUCUUAUGUCAGGGUAAGAAAGCGAGUUCUAUUUUUUUUUUGGGAGAACUGAAAGUGAGAAUUUGUUAGUCCCC
This is a messenger RNA of Phragmites australis (common reed), 1905 nucleotides long. Its product is annotated as protein Brevis radix-like 4. NCBI's taxonomy places the organism in Eukaryota, Viridiplantae, Streptophyta, Magnoliopsida, Poales, Poaceae. The transcript has 5 exons. Bases 467 to 1558 code for a protein of 363 amino acids. The record is from RefSeq and is a predicted model, not a curated record.